Aspergillus clavatus NRRL 1 is the source of this 621-nucleotide messenger RNA. RefSeq lists its product as uncharacterized. The transcript has a single exon. Bases 1 to 621 code for a protein of 206 amino acids. Lineage: Eukaryota; Fungi; Ascomycota; Eurotiomycetes; Eurotiales; Aspergillaceae. The record is from RefSeq and is a predicted model, not a curated record.
AUGGGCAGCGCCACAUCGCCCAAAUCACUGCCAAACGCGGACGCCGCACAAUGGAACAAACAACUCAUGCUCGAGUUUCAGGCUGCGUUGGAGAACGACCCUGCAGCAGACCUGAUAUCAAUGUUUCCUGACUUUUAUGUCCAUGAACAUCGAAACGCUCAAUAUGGUCAACUAUCUAAUGCUGCGAAGAUCAAUUUUCGGUUAAUAGAGGACCUCCAAGAUACUCUGAGACACGAACCAGAAGUCAAUCUGCUAUCAGUGCUCCCGAAAAACUAUUCUCGCAGAAUCGAAAUGGCGGCGGGACCAAGAAUCAACAGAGAACAGAAGUGCCUCGAAGAUUCACCCCCUGAGUUCAGAACUCGACUUGACCAGGCGGAGAAUGCUACAGUGAUCUAUCCAUUGUCCAAAGAGGUGACCACUGUGCUUGCUCAAUUCUCAGGGCCGGAAGACAAGCCGACUAGUAUUGAAGGCUCGCUUAUAUUAUCCUUGAAAAGACUGCUUUGGGCCUCAAAGAAACUCUGGGAGAGCCCUGUCAGAGGUGUGGUGGUUAAAUGUGAUGAAAACAUUAUUGCAAAAGUUAUUACUAGAAAUAAUGAUUACACAGAGUACAUGAGCAUGUAA